GACUGGCUGGGGGGGCAUUCAACCUUAUGCCUACGGGAAGGCGUCAGAGGUAACUCUUCAGCCGCCAUUUUAACGUCAACAUGUGUGUCUGCAGUGUAUCCACACACCUGUUAACACAGUUAAACAUCCCUUUUAGCAUCCUAUUAUGAUGUACUGUAGCGCUCCUGUAAAAUAUUUGUAAAUUAUUUGCAGACAUGCAGAUUUUGGGUCACUUCAUAGGGUUUUUGCUUUGCCCUUGUGUGACCCACGCUAUAGAAAGGCACUUUUUCUUCAUGUAUAAUGAAUGGGAGUUUUCUUCCACAAAGCGGUCAUGAUGGUACACUAUAUGAACAUAAGUAUUUGGACACGGGGCCAUUACACUUACAGCAAGGGAAAAUGGAAGGAAAUAUGGAGCUGUGACUCUUCUGGGAAGACUUUCUAGACGAUUUUGGAGUGUGUCCAUUCAGCCAGAAGACAAUUUGUGAUGUCAGAUGUCACUGAAGGGGUUCUUCCACACCAAACUCAUCCAAGGAUACCUUGUUUUGUACACUAGGAACAGAAGAAGAAGAACAUUUCCCGAAGCAUUCCCACCGAGUUGCAACUCUUGAAUUGUCUACAAAUGCUGGAGAAUUGAUGAAAAAUUCAGGGACCUGUCCUUGGUUAAUUUAGAAGUCUAUCUCAUUACUUUUGUCCAUGAAACAUACAAACUGCGUGAGUUCUAUCUUGUGGAACCAAUUAAUGACUCAAAUGCAGGAAAACAGCAAACUAAAUGCACCAAAGUUUAAUCUAAAAUACUGUAGGACUGUUCAUAAAUGCCUAAUGGACCGGAAUAAAAACCACAAAAUGGGUGGCAUGUGGCCCACAUGCCAAACUUUGACCACCCCUAAGAUUUAUUGGUGCUGCCCGUAUGUAACUACCUAAUUCUGGUGAGGAGAAAAUAGACAAACAAACCUCUCAGCUUUUGGUGCAUAGGUUUCUAAUAAAGCCACUUUCUCUCUCGUAUGACGACUUUCUAUCUUGUGAUCCUACUGCGAUAAAGCUGCAAUUUACCUAAUUAAGUAUGGCCGUUUGUCAUGUUAAUAUUGAUAUACAUACCUGUCUUUUCUACCAGAUAUUUACUUCAUUGGGUGCAAUUGUUGUGAUCCAAAGCACGAGCUGUUCAGUUUAACAUUCUCAUAUUGCUGAGGUUUGAUGGACAGGUAAAACAUCUUUUUCAUUUAAUCUAUUUUUGUAUCAAACCAAGCAUUAUCUUUGUAAAGGCAGCUCCUGUAUUGGAUCUCAUGAGAUCACGGGGUGUCCAAACCUUUUCCAUCAGUGGCCUACAUACUGAUUAAUUGAAGGAUGUGGGAGCCACUUUGAGAUAUUUAUCACCUUUUCUUGAAUAAACAAAGUAUGUAUGGGGGGGAAAAAAUUAAUUACAUAUUUUACAAAUCUUUCAGAAAUGUGUUAGUAAAAAUACAUUACUAAUGUCAUUGUUGCAAAUAAACUGAAACAACAAAAAGGUCCUUCUUCAAAAACAGUAGAAAAACGUAUUAUUUUCUGAAACUAAUUUUUCUAUUCUGUGAUGCAAGUAAAUAUAUAUUUCAUAAUUGUGACUUUACAGUAUAUAUAAAUGAUCAUAAACUGAUAAUUUAUUUUAUAUCUGUAUAAUUUGACAUCAAAGUAUUUUGGUAAAACAGUAAAUUUAAAAAAAUCACAGAUGAUAUUUUAGCAUUAAAAUUCUCAUAUUAUUUGAGUAUCCAUUACACGCAGACUCUGCUUAGACGCUCACUGGAGGAUGCAAAAAUCUAUUCAAUUUUGUCUUAAAAAAUAAGGGACCUUAGCUUAGGAAACUUGUUUUGAUCAAGCUGCUGCGCCUCCCCUGAAGUGUUCUGGCCUCACACCUGUAAAACCCCUGUACUAGGCUAUUGUAACUUUUUUUCCCCUUAAACCAGGGUUCAUUUUUGGCCUGCAGCUUGUGAUUUUGUUGGCCCUUGGCAUAUUGUAAAAUAAAAUUCAUUCAUUCAUGAGACCUAUUACUAUAUAGUACUUACUUUGCUUUGUCACCUAUACCACAGAGCUAAGACAUGGGUGUUCAGAUAGCUUAGCAUACCCACAUUGGCUUUAGCAUUGUUAAUGUACAAAAUGUAGCACCCCCACAUCCUUCAAUUUUUCUGUAUGCAACCCAUGGUAGAAAAAGUGUGGAAACCCCUGCCAUAAAUUUCCUUCCUAAUGUUCUGAUGUGGUCCGUCUUCAAUGUUAUUUUUAGAUGUAUGCAGCGGGCCAAUAAAAAAAAUGAGCUGCGAGCUCCAAAUGGCCCCUGGGCUGCAAUUUGGACACCUAAGCAUCAGAUUGCACAAGUGUACCGAAUGUGUAUUUUCUAGACUUUCAUUUAUUGGUAAAUUACCUUGUUGUGGAUGCACUUUUCUACAGAAUGUGCCAAAUCAUACAUUUUUCAAAAUUGUCCCUGAAAUAAAUUAAGAGCUUAAAAAACAACAAUGAUGCUUGCCUUUGAAAGUGUAAAGUUGAUAUAAUUGAGUGUGUUUUGUAGCAAGCUUCUUCCACUAACAUCCUCAGCAUCAGUGGGAGGAAGCAUCACAGUGAUUGAUGUGCUCACUAACCAUCGGCUGGCUAAUCCCGAUGAGUGACAGCAGCUUAAGCCAAUUGCUGUGAAGGCAAUUCCUACUCCUAUAGUAUCUUUUUAUUUUUGGAAACCAUAAAAACGCUCCUGACACGGAGAGGGACAACCUAGAGGCGGCAAAGCUAAUAAAACAAAUUGUGUCUCUUUGGCCUUAAAUCGACUGUUAAGUAAAGCUAGUCCUACGCUUUAAAUACACCGCUGUGCGUAUACAGUUUUGUUUUUUUUUACAUGUCGUGACCGAAGCGAUGCAAAUGUCACUCGAAUUAUCGGCUGCUGUGUAAAUUUUUAUGGCGUUAGAGUGACAAUUCGGCCACAUUUGUUGCCGUGGUAGCAGGCACUGGAUAACCAGCGCGGGCUCGCUUCAGGACGGGACAGCUCCUCCGCUUUUUCCACCUCCUCCUCCGCGGGAGCCCCGCUGAGCUCGCCGGGGAAACCCUCCGCCGAGCCGCGGCGUCAUCUCAUGGCUCCGGUGGUACCUAAUCGGACCAGCAGCAGCACUACUUCCACUACUACUAUGCCGGGCCACGAUGCGUGUCGUGUUUAACGUCUCUUCCAGCACCAGGGGAGCCAUCACACUGUGGCUACUCAACCCACAGCCAUGUGAGUCCCACGCAGGUUCAACAUGAAAGCAGUGUCUUUGCUGUGAAAAGGCAAACUUCAGCAAUCUGGUGAUAAGCACACACACACAUCUCUCCACCCUCUCGCCUGACAACAUGGCUAAUGCUGGGGACAUGGAGGCUGGAGCUUUGUCCGACUUGGAGGUCAUCUCCCAGCAGGUGGAUGAUGAGAACCAGUGCUUGGCUCCUCCGGUCCAGCUGGUGAGUUUCGGCUAUCGAGAUCUUCCACUCGCAGCUUUGGACCUCUCGCUGGCUGGCUCACAGCUCCUGUCCAAUGCGGAUGAGGAUGAAACCAGGGAAGGGUCCAACUGGCUGAAGCCGUGCUGUGGCCGUCGAGUGGCCCUGUGGCAGGUCUGUCUGCUGAGUGCUGGCUUCAACUGCGUCCUGGUGGCCUGCGUCAUCCUGGUGGUGCUCUUCCUCUCUCUGGAGCUGCUCAUCGACACCAAGCUCCUUCAAUUUGCCAACGCUUUCCAGUUCGCCAGCAUCAUCCACUGGAUCAGUCUUAUCAUCCUGUCACUUUUCUUUUCAGAGACUGUCUUCAGGAUCGUAGUACUCGGGAUCUGGGACUACAUAGAGAACAAAGUAGAGGUGUUUGAUGGCGCCGUCAUCGUCCUGUCCCUGGCCCCCAUGGUGGCCUCCACAGUGGCCAACGGGCCCAGCAGCCCCUGGGAUGCCAUCAGCCUCAUUAUCACCCUGCGCAUCUGGAGGGUGAAGAGGAUCAUCGAUGCUUACGUGCUCCAAGUCAAAGUGGAGAUGGAGCUGGAGAUCCAACAGUGCGAGAAGACCAAGGCUGUGAGAGAAGAGCAGCUGGAGCGGCUCACUCAGAUCUGCCAGGAACAAGCUUUUGAGAUCAGGCAGCUGAGGGCCCACCUGGCCCAGCAGGACCUGGACUUGGCAGCGGAGCGGGAAGCAGCCAUGCAGAUCCACCGUGUGUGGGCCAAGCAGGGCAGGAGUUUUCAGGUGGUGGAGGGCUUGACUCCUGGGGAGUCUGAUGAUGAGAGCGCUCAGAGGAACCCCAGGGAGCUGCACGGCACUGCAGAUCCAGUCGUAUGUGAUGACAUGAACAACUACAUCAGCCAGUACUACAGUGAAGCAAGCAGUGAUGCCAGGGCAUCUGGCCUAGGUACCCGGGUCAUCACCACAGCCGCCAUCGACGUCCACCUCCCCACCAAUCCCAUCCAGUCCAACUCCAUGCUCGCUAUGGAGCGCCUGGGCAGCGGCGUUAGCGACCCCUCCACCAGCAUGUCCCAGUCCACCGGAAGCCUGACCUCCCGUCCCCACACCCUGAGAAGCCACGCCAUGCGCUCCUCUAUGAUGGACUCCAGCAGCAGCACAGGCCAGGACUUGAGCCUGACCUACACCUCCCACCGCUGCUGCCCCCCUUCCUUCUCGGGUCAGGGACAGAACAUGGCGGUGCAAGACUUCCUCUCAUUUUCUGAGGACUCCUGCCUUGCUCAGAAGGGCCUGACAGUGGACCCAGUCAACCUUAAGCUCCCCAGUCCUACUGGUUCCGAAAAGGCCAGUCCCGAACUGGACCACAGAAUAAACAUGUUCAACCGCAGGAACCAAGAGGAGAGGCGGGGCCGAGGUGGGCGAGGGUGCGUUCUGCUACAAACAAAGCCUCUCAUUCACCUGCAGGGCGGUGCCGCAGAGCCCUCGCUGGAGGAGAAGUACUGUCUCUUGGGUCCAGCUGACACACCUCUCGGGCAUUUGUCUGACACAUAACAGAUUUGCAAAACAGAGUAUUUUCUUCUUGUACUGCCAACAUCUACAGGACAUCCUUGUGAGAGCAAGCUUAAGCUUGGCGGAUGACUCACCGGUUGGACCUAAUCUAUGACGUCCUCCGGUCCUCCAUGACGGACAUGGAGAUGACAGCACAUAGCACAACAAAUACAACAAAACUCCACCAAACCGGACUGUAGGGAUGGGCAUAACUUUUUGUGUAAAUGAUUUGUUGAUUGUUAAAAAUGCUGUAGAUUAUGUUGAGUCAAAAUUGGGUGCAACCAGCAGGGGUGCUGUUGAUUCCUUAUUGUCAAUGAGUUUGCUGUCUAAAGAAAUCAAACAUGAUAUCAGCUGCUUGGAAAGCUGUGGCAUAAUUCCCCCAUGCAGCAUUAUUCUACUAAAUGGCCUGGAAACAGGAGUUCACAACUUCACAGAGAGAUACAUUAGGUAUGUUUUAAAAGAGUCAGUCAAGGAAAUGCCCAUCCCUAGCGGACGUCAAUGGGUUUUUUUGAACACAUUCUUCAUCAGGAACCCUCAUUUAAAAGGCACUGAACUUUAUAUGAAUCAAAACCAGCAAAAGGGGCCCUUCGAGCCUUCAGUGAACUUCGGCGAUCAUUCAACAAAGAUGCUGUUCCUUAAACUUUUCAAAUUUCAAAGGGUUAUUUUGAAUGACAUUUUCUUAUCUUUUCAUAUACUUAACAUUGUAGACCAUGCUCCUUAUUUCUUACAAGAGACACAGGGUACACGACUGGAUUAAUACAUUUCUACUUACAACUCCUACUGGCUGGAUUCGGAAACCAUGAAGAUUUGUCGUAUAGGCUUUUUGUUGUUCUAAUUGAAUGAAAAGAGUAAUUCGGCUGUUUGAGUGGAAGGAAACAAAUGGUAAGUUGUUGGGUUUUUUCAAUAAGGAUGGAUUCUUUACUAAAACUGGAGUGUUUGUAGCAUGAUCCUUUAAAACGAUGAGCAAAUUCUUUGCACUUUAAUGUUUACAGACACUUUUGUAAACUUGAUAUACGGGGGUGUGUGGGAGGGUGGGGUCAUUGCCAGUGCAGGUGUUGUCAUUUGAUGAAAAAUAAUAACAAUAAAGAGUUAGUAUUUCCUUACCUCUCUCUGUUUAAUGAUUGCUAGGCACCCCGUGGAGCGCCCUAAUAUUUUGACUGUGAAUCGCGUUUGUGGCGCCCAAAUGUAAUCGCACGUAAGCACGAAAUAUACGACAAACAAAAUACUCAUGGUGUUACAGUGCAAGUGCAAACUUGAAUAGGCGCCUUGUACCCUCCGUAGUCGUGUGAAUAGAUUACCCCAGCCACUCCAUCUUACUUCAAAUCUUUAGGGGCACCCCGGGAGCAAUCAUAUCUACAGUGGUACCUCCGUUUUUGUUAUUAAUCUGUUCCAAAGGGUCUGUCGAAAACCAGACAGUAUGAAAACAGAGUACGUUUUUUGUUCAUAAGAAAUAAUGUCAAUUCCAGAGGUGGGCGGUGCCUCUGGUGCCUUUUUCACCAGACACUGUGAGAGCCACUAUCAAAAAAACACUACAAUACUGAUAGUAAUUACUGCAUGUGCUACGGUGGGCUUCCAACCACGGUCACCCGUGCAAAACGUAGACUUGUGGUGUAAAUGUGAUGUGUGAACUACAGAGGCAUGAUACGUGGGCAACAGACUAGUUUGUUAGACGCAAUGUUUGGUCGCAUUUAUCGAUAACCAGGACGUAUGACAGCCGAGGUACCAUUGGAGGCCUACUACUUUUCCGCUUUAUCUCUCAUGCUCACCGCUCAUCGCUUCAUUAGCACCGGCUUCCUAUUUGCAUGCAUUUUGAAGAAAUCUAAAUAAUUCAGAGGUUUUUCAGAUCAGAGGAUCUGUCACAACAAGCACUAAUUGGCCGAGUCAUCAUGACUGCGUAGCAAAAAGAUUCCACCGCCACUAAUUAGCCCCUCGUAUCAUUAAUUCACAAGAUAAACUGCUGUACCAAUUUGUUGCAUGUCAAGUGUUUACAAGUAUCCAUAUAGGCUUUUAACUGUUAAUUAAAAAAAUAUCAGUGUUGCAAUUAUGCUAUCAAAUUCAUAGACUGCUGGGAGGGUAUAAAGUGGAAUAAUUGGAAUGGAUGCUUACAAAACACUGACUGUGGAGUCUUUGCAUCACGGCUAAUCAUUCACACUGAAGAGUUGUAAUGUUCCAUAGGUUUCACUUGCCAGGUUUACUCUCCAUCACAAGGCAGAAAUGUGUCCAGCUGGGGCCUGAUUAUGGCAGAAGAUGGGAUAAUAAGUGGUUAAGUCAAUUACCCGUAUGAAUAUGCAAAUGCUUUCAAAUAAAGUUCAUUAAAAGCAGAUAGGGUUAGCAAUGCCCUGUUAGUUUUUUUUUCUUUGUGAAUGUUACAACAAUUUAGAUAUCUUUUUUAAUGCGAUAAUCAUCCAAGUGAACCAAGAAAAACAAUGUGUCAACAAUAGUUACUGAAUUAUACAAUUAUUCAAAUCUGUGAUAGAUAAUAACAAGUAACAAGUGAAUUUCCCCGCUGUGGGAUAAAUAAAGUACAAAUACAAAUACAAUACAAAUACAGAAAUACAUCAGGAAUGCUAAAAGUCUUUGGUAGGUACUCUUGUAGUAAAAAAAUAAAUGUGUAUCGUUUACAACAUCCAGACUGUUGCAUUCAGGCGUUAUGUUGUGUGUUCAAUCAGACACGGAUGUCUCCAUGCUUCAUGACGUCUUGAGAAUUUAAUACACAUUUGUUUAUAAUAAUACCAUCUUCUGUGACAAUACAAAAUAGCUAAAAGGAAAACUGUGCUUUUUUUUUGGAAUUUUGCCCAUCAUUCACAAUCCUUAUGUGAAACAUGAACACAUAUUUCUUUCCCUUUUCUGUGCGUUCUAACGAGCAAGUAUGAGCCAGCUAACAGUACGCGUCAUGGGAGGUACCUAUUAUGACGCUAAAGCCCGAACAAAAAGCCCUCAAAAAGCCACCAACAUUGUUCCAUUUACAUAAUGGACCUGUAUAACAAGAUGCUCAUUUGCUGUCAGCAUGUUUUACCUGAGAACUGGAGCACAAGUCUUGUGCUGGAAGACAAAUCAAGCAUUCAAAUACUUCCCUAAGCAUUUGUUUUGCGUUACAGAGAUGAUAUUAAUCACUUUCAUCAACAACUGACCUGUAAGAACAGAUAAAGGCAGAUAACAGCAGUGAGACACGAGCACUCGGUUCUUCGUCCAGAUUGUGUCUGGGGCGUUGGCGGAAGUCCACGCCCAAUACAAUCCUGGCACAACAGCUCCCGUGACAAAUGCUGCUCCCACUGCAUAAUAUACUUUUUUUUUUUCCAUGUUUUGUAGUAUACAUGAUGAAAAUACACAUUCUACACCUGUUGAAUCAAAUCAACCAAAAAUAUCUGCACCGUUUGUUUGUUUGUUUGACAUAUUGACAUAUGCUUCACUGCUCUCCAUUUUGUUGCAUUUGGCUGGUUUCAUUUUCGAGGUCAGUCUGUACUGUACAGAUAAAUAAAUAGAUAUUAUCAGCUUCUGUCCCCAUAAUAGCUUCUUCAUUAAAAUGAUACGGUUUCCCUUAUGAAAACUUCAUUUGAUGUCCCCAUACAACAAGAGGUGCCCACAUGGUGUCUUUGUAACUUUUUUUUGUCAUACAAUAAUAAACACACACACAAACACACACACACAAGUGUACCACACCUUUCCUAGGUCUCCAUCUUGCAGCGACCUCCUCUUCCGCCUUGUCUCCUGUGGGCCCCGUGCAAGCUCAAGCAGUUCAAGUCAAAGAGAAGUGAACUUUGGCCUGUGAUGUCACACCGACCAAGCGGUUCAGUCAAAGGCGAGCCUUAAUAAUUCACAUGAACCCAAUUUGUCAAUACGCAUCCGAGGUGAACGUGAGAGUUAAGCGUUGAUGUUUGACAGGCCGAGACCCGAGCACAUCUCCACGAGUUGCUAAAUGGCUUUUGGGACGUCUCGGAUGCGUCGAGAGCGCCCCUCGCUGUCACCCUGACGGUAAGCUAAGUGAACUAACAGUGACCAUUAGGCGCUUAAUUAUUGACAUGUUUUAAUAAUGGCACACAGGGAGACACUUUAACGACAUUAACAUUACAUGAUCAUUGUUUUCAUUCUCAUUAACGGAGAGAGAUAGGAUCACAGCGUCUCACUUCCUGGAGAUAAAACUUCAUUCCUCACUUUGCUUAACAGCCAAACUCCUCCUAGAAACACUUGAAAGUGUCGUUACUUCAGCUUCAGUCAUUCAUUCAUUCAUCAUAACCUAACAGAGACUAUUGAAAGAAAUCAUCCUCAGGACUAAUAUAUUGCCUUGAACGCGAUCACGUAUGUUUUUUUCUUGCAUUUUUAUGAGCUUCUGUUACAUUUUCCUUUCUCUCCAGAGUGAGGGUAAUGUCAGCAAAAUAGGGGCAAAUGUAAUUCUCCUAAAAAUGAAAAUAACACGACAUGAGAACAAAUGAUAAACUGAUAUGCACCGUCUACAUGGAUCUUUCAGACUAUUUUUCAGUCAUUUUAAGCAAAUUUACAGUAUAUCACCCGGUUAUAUUUUGUAAUGGUUACCAUAUAAUAAUAAUAAUAAUGAUAAUAAUAAUAAUGGUUGUUAUGCUAUUGUUUUCCAAAAAAACAGACUAAAUGGUAAUGCACAUUAUUCUUCUCUCAUGAAGAUGUCAUAUUAUUGCUAUUUACGCUCAUCCCACAACAUAUGACGUAGUUUUGCAAGCUGUUAUCAAGGCCAAUGGAGGCUUCUUAAAAAUUGUGUGGAAAAAGGACUAUUUGGGUGUUUCAUCUUAUUUGACAGAUAAGUAACAAGCACAUUUUUAGUUUUAAUCACGUUUUUGAAAGAUUUCUACUAGUGUUCUCAUUUUUAUGACAGAUCUGGUCUAACAAAUGUGUUACAUCAGCUUUACAGAUGCCAUGUAAGUUGUGGGAAUGGGAACGAGGUGGAUGAAACAACUAGCAAUGAACUCAUUCAAUACCAAACGUUUUUAUGUCUUUUUUUUUGUGCGAGAGGGAAAAAGAGGAGAUGAUGCAACUCUGCACUAAUGCGUUAACAUUUCAGAGCACUUUCAAGCCAUGAAAACGGCCAAAUGCAUUUGGUAAGAGGUCGGCAGGGAUCAUUCAAUGGGACAAUCACACAUGGCAGGAAGGAGGAAGUGGGAGAGCAGGGAGGAGUGUAGCGUGCAGAAGGUUGAGCACUGUAGGGAAAUUUUAACACACGCACGUGCACACACGUUCAGCUCCAAAUGUGAAAAUUGUAAAUAGUUCAUGGUGUUAUAUUUUGUACAUAAAUAGUUAUUUUGAUGUAAAACAACCACUUUUUGUGUUAUGUUGGUAUAGUGUUGGUAUGGUAUAGUAGAUAUUCGAGCUGUCACAAAAGCAAAAAAAAAAAUGUAAAAAGUGAAAGUUAUCUUGAAAUGUAUGUUUUCACAAAAAGCUGUUUUUCUCCCUUUUUUAGUCUGGAACUGAUAUUUUCCUGAAACUUACCUAUUUUCUAUUGCUGGUUACUAAAGAACAGAAAAAGGUAGAAACAAACUUUUUCUUUCUGAUGAAGGACGGGAGUCUAAUGUUUCUUUUGGUAGGUUCCAUGUUUCUAUAGCCGUAGAACACAAUAUUCUGUGUGCCUUGAAAGAUCGCUCAAAAUGGUCUAAAAUGGCCGGUGCUGGAGGGGUUGUCUUUUGAAAAAUGGCAGGGAUUGAAUGAGUUAAGAGGGCUAUGGUGUCUGUUUGUGGGGAUACGGUAUCAAAAUCUGCAUAAAAGUGCCGUUUCUAAUAUUUUGCCACUCUUGUGUCGCUCGUUACCACGAGGACUAGAAGCCGCUCAGUGAGAUGCACUGCAGUUCUACACAACUGUGAUGCAAUUCUGCAAAGUUUCCAGCAGAGCCUCCUGUCUGUAGCGUGAAUGAAAAUAUUUCUACCCAACGUUAAAAUCAUGUGAUUUCAUUUCGGAGAGCACGGUGGAGAUUGAGGGUGCGCCACUAAACAGCUGGGUGGACCUCAUUGCGAACAAACAGAGUGACAGAUUGAGAACGCGUCUCACACAGGGCGCCGUGCUCCGAAGCUGGAGGAAAAUACGGAUAAAUUAUACAUUGCUCUUUAAAAAGCUUCUCAGGUUCUCCUUUUCAGACAUACGUCUUAAGUGCACGGGGCUCCCAACAAGUUUGAAGACAUCCACUCAGGAGACUGUUGUCAUGGCUACAGCACUAGCUUUUACAUAAAGCCUUUUUUUUGGUCCCUUCCCUGCCCUGAGAUAGAACUUGUUAUGGCUCUCCGGGCAGAAAGUGGGUCAGUGUUAGAAAAAUAGAAAAGAUGAAAACACCGAGUGACCACGGUGAAUCACAUCGGUCCCCUUUGAGGAUAUCAUAUCAAUUAUUCAACGAGUAUGUUGAAAUGAAACGUGAUAAUAUUAAUUUAAUCAUUACAGGGCGAGGACACACCAAAUAAUGACAAAUCAGGGAAAAAACUGGGGCCAAAGGGUCCAAUUUUCCUUCAAAGAAGGACUGCAAAUAAAUAAUAAUAAUAAAAUAAAUGAACGCGUCAUUGGAUAACCAUGAAGUUCUCCUGAGGGACUGUGUGCGCUCCCAAGGAGAUGAAUAAAAAUGAUCUCCGCAACAUUAAUUCAGCGAUCCAAACGUGUAACCGUGUAGUUACGCUUGGCUAGCUGCGUGGCGGCUAAAUUAGCAAACAUUUCAAGUAAAAAGCGCAUAAACUCUUUGGGGAAAUUGUCAUUCAACAUGUUUCUUUUCUCUCCCGCCUAUCUGAGGUGAUCUACAUAUUCAUAUCCAAUAAACACGCUUACUGACAUGAAUUUACAAUGGCAAUGUUUGGAAGGGAUGGAGUGGAAAUGGAAUGACGGCACACCAACACAGCCGCCUACUUAAAGCAACAGUAAGGAAUAACUGGGUUCUCUUGUUUUCCGCUCCGUGGUUCCCCCUACAGGUGUGAAGUAUCAUCUACUUGUAAUGUCACUGUCUGCAAACUGUGUUUUGCUUUUUAUUUGGCUUUUUUGUGGGCAAAUGUGAUCAUAACCAUAGAACAGGAACUGGAACGUAUGGCUAAAUGACUAACAAUAUGGCUAAAUUGACAAUGUAUGACAGCGUAGCACAAUGCAUGAAGUCACCUGCCUCCAACAAAGCCUACCUCUUCACUUGAACUCAGGUCACAUGUCUACAAACAGUGAGUAACUUGAUGUUAUGUUAGUCGUAUUCAUUUACGUCCAUAAACCUCCUUUUCGCAUGUGUGACAGUUAAAAAGGCUCACUGCCUUCAGCAAGCAUCCCUAUGCACCUAAAUGCCACAUCUCUGUCACUUCCCUUCGAAAGCUGAGUCAUUUUACUUGAAUGUGGUUUUGUGAUACGUUGGUUUAUUUUAUUUUCUGCACUUUUAUGACAGUUAAAAGGGCUAAAAGGGUAAUACACAAAGUCAGCAAGCUUUCCUCUCCACUGGAGUUCUAUGCCUCUGGCACUUGUCAUCAAAUGGUGAGUCGUUUCAUUUUAUUUCGCUUUUUAUUCUGCUGCUGUUACCUUCUUUUUACACUCGUACGUCAGUCAGUAAGAUUCCAAAGUGAUAUGCACCAAGUCAGCCGUCUUCAACAAGCGUGCUACACCUCCGUCACUUCUCAUCAACGGGUGGGUGAUUUUAGGAUAUUGUAUUUUUUUUAUUAUUCAUUGGUUAACUUCUUUUUACACCCGUGCGACAGUCGAGAAGUUUAAAAAAUGCGAGGCAUGAAGUCAACUGCCUCCUUUUGUGCUUAAAUGCUGCACCCGCGUCACUCGUCAUUAAAGGGUGAGUCAUUUUAUUAUUAUUAUUAUUAACAGUGGUUCUCUUCUUUUUACACUUUUAUGACAGUUCAAAAGAUGAAAAAAUGAUUCUGCUUCAACCUCCUUCUCCAUUAAAACUCUACUAAACUACUACUUGUACUACUGUGACAGAAUUGUACAUUUCGGCUGCGUUCACUUUAGUUGGACUGGUGCUGAGGCACAAUCAGUGUCCCGGGCCAGGCUCGGGGUGUCUGCCAGGCCGCUGCUGUGUGUGUGUGUGUGUGUGUGUGUGUGUGUGUGUGUGUGUGUCGAGGGGGCGACUGCAACAUUUCCAUGUGGUCUCUGGGGAAUCACACAGCAAUUGCGCUCAGCUAAAUGCACUCACAUAUGAAUAUUUCAGUACAAUUUAAUGUUGCAGCUACAGCCCCACUGGAGCAGAGCAUCAAUUUGUGAACACAGUUCUCUUGGAGUUAAAAGCCAGGCCAGAUAAUACGCUGUGAAAGCCACUGCCAAUCUAAAGGGACACACACACACAAGAAGAAAGAAAGCACUUCACUUUGCCUGCAGAAUUCAAACUGCUUUUCUAAGAUUUUGUGGCAGCGGGUGGCUGUUAUUUAAAAAAGGGGGGAAAAAUGGUCAAUGUGCCAAGCUUGGCCGGUUCUCCUCGAGUUCUCUGGCUGCUUGCCAUUUGGUCUCCACACACACACACACACACACACACACACACACACGCACGCACGCACGGGCACACAGCUGGUGGAGGGAGCAGGUCCGGCAGCGGCAGCAGCGGUGGUGCACCUGCUGUCCUGUUAAUAAAACACCCCAAAGUGAUGCUGAAACGUCUUCUUUCACACAGGCAAGCUCCCCUCAGGUGUGAGAACAUGAGUGUUGUACAAAAGACACACAAUGUGACACGAACUAAACACACCACCAGAGAGACCGCCGCUCUUCUUGUAGUCCUAUUCUUGCUAGCCACGGCCAGCUUGGACUUAUGUUAGGAAGGAUUCUCUACGUGAGCGUCUGAAAUCCCCACAGUCACUCAUGUGUUUAUUUACUCAACUACAGAGAGUGCCAGGCGCCUAUUUGGGUUGGAUUAUACUUUCCCCUUGCCACUUUGCAGUUUGAACAUUGCUCCCUCACCCUAUCGCGCCUUUUAAAAAAAUGUAUCCAUGAAUAAAUGAUGGCUGUUCCAUGAUUGACUAUGGCUUAUUACGUUUUAGUCAAAAACAUUGAAAGACAUCAAGUCAUAUGGAGUAUUCUACACUGGUCACUAGGUGUCUGGAACGUUACCUUGGUGAGACAUUACCUUGCAUUACAUUACCUUAACUUGCACUGCAUGGAUGCAGGGUCCAACAUGACAUAGUGGAAAUAAAGUUAUCCUCCCAUUCCCUGUGGAAGUGGUAAGUUUUUGCUUUCUUACUUUGUCCUUCUUCCCCACCCCGUUUCAGACUGUCUCUUGCAUUUACAAUGAAUAAAUUAGAGAGGCUAACUAGUUAGCUCGAUAGCUUGCUAUGGUUAAAGUGGCGGACGUCUGUUGUGUCCCUACAGAGAUUCCAUAGCCUGCUCGUAAGAGUUGCGCGUUGUGGCGUAAGCAAAAAAUAAUAGGCGUGUAAAGGUGACU
This is a messenger RNA of Dunckerocampus dactyliophorus (ringed pipefish), 14284 nucleotides long. RefSeq names its product transmembrane protein 266-like. Bases 3313 to 4941 code for a protein of 542 amino acids. Gene Ontology annotation, molecular function: voltage-gated channel activity. Gene Ontology annotation, cellular component: plasma membrane. The record is from RefSeq and is a predicted model, not a curated record. NCBI's taxonomy places the organism in Eukaryota, Metazoa, Chordata, Actinopteri, Syngnathiformes, Syngnathidae. The transcript has 11 exons.